Elgaria multicarinata webbii is the source of this 2840-nucleotide messenger RNA. RefSeq names its product major vault protein (gene MVP). Lineage: Eukaryota; Metazoa; Chordata; Lepidosauria; Squamata; Anguidae. The record is from RefSeq and is a predicted model, not a curated record. Gene Ontology annotation, cellular component: nucleus; cytoplasm. The transcript is spliced from 18 exons. The coding region runs from base 142 to 2673 and encodes 843 amino acids.
UCUACCAGGAAAUAAACUCUUCAGGGAAAUUCCUAUCUGAGGCUGCAAGCUCGGGGAACUCAGCUCUCUGCAGCUCAACUCCCCUUGAACCCCUCCAGAAGGCAAGUCUAAAGAUAUUUUCAACAGGAUUCAGAGGACAAAAUGGCAGCCGAAUCGAUCAUCCGGAUCCCUCCGUACCAUUACACCCAUGUCUUGGACCAGAAUACGAAUGUGACUCGCGUGGAGGUGGGACCCAAGACCUACAUCCGCCAGGACAAUGAGAGGAUCAUAUUUCCUCCUGCGAAGAUGGUGAUGGUUCCCCCACGCUUCUACUGUAUUGUCCGCAAUCCAGUGGUUCGUGGAGUAGAUGCUGUGGUCCAGCUCGAUGCUGUGGGCCAGGUGCGGCUCAGACAUGCUGACCUAGAGAUCAGAUUGGCUCAGGACCCUUUCCCUCUGUACCCAGGGGAGGAGCUAGAUCAGGUUGUUACACCUCUGCAGGUUGUCUUAGCUAAUACUGCUCUCCAUCUGAAAGCCCUGUUGGACUUUGAGGAUGAACAGGGUGGCAAAUACGUUGCUGGAGACGAAUGGCUAUUUGAAGGGCCUGGCACCUACAUCCCACGAAAAGAGGUCGAAGUUGUGGAGACUUUCCAGGCAACCAUAAUCCGGCCCAACCAAGCCAUAAGACUUCAGGCACGGAAAGAGUGCAAGGACAGAGAGGGGAAUAAACGUGUGACAGGUGAGGAGUGGCUGGUGAAGCGGGUUGGAGCUUACCUGCCAGGUGUAUUUGAGGAAGUGGUCGAUACCGUGGAUGCCUUUGUCUUGACUGAAAAGAAAGCGUUGCAUCUCCAGGCCCUCAAGACGUUCCGGGACUCCCAGGGCGUCACAAGGAAGACGGGUGAAGAGUGGCUAAUCACCAUGGCUGAUACCGAGGCUCACAUCCCUGACGUUUACGAGGAAGUCAUGGGGGUCAUCGACAUUACUACCCUGAACAGUUGCCAGUACUGUGUGGUUUGUGACCCGGUGGAUUCAGAUGGGAAGCCCCAACUUGGGAAGAAGAAAGUGAUCCAGGGGGAGAUAUCCUUCUUCUUGCGGCCUGGAGAGCAACUGGAGCAAGGGAUCCAAGACAUGUAUAUCCUUUCAGAAGAAGAUGGCCUCUUGUUACGUGCCCUGCGUCCCUUUGAGGAUGUGAAUGAGGAUGGGGAGGACAUUUUACGAAAGCCGGGUGACCGUUGGCUGAUCCAGGGGCCCCUGGAGUAUGUGCCGCCUGCGGAGGUGACAGUACUGGAGCAUCGCCAUUCUAUCCCACUGGCUGAGAACGAGGGCAUUUACGUGCGGGACAUCAAGACGGGAAAGGUCCGAGCUGUGAUCGGCCACACUUACAUGCUGUCUCAGGAUGAGGAGCUGUGGGAGAAGGAGCUGCCCGCUCAUGUGGAGGCUUUGUUGACCAUAGGAAGAGACCCUGUGGUUGAUCGUUCCAGGGAGUGCACUGAAGUGAACAAUGAGGUGUACCGUGACAAGACACGGGCUGUGUCCUACCGUGUCCCCCACAAUGCAGCUGUGCAAGUCUACGAUUACAAAGAGCGUAAAUCCAGGGUGGUUUUUGGUCCGGAGCUUGUACUUCUGGGACCAGAUGAGCAGUUCACAGUGCUGAGCCUGUCUGGGGGUCGACCCAAGCGCCCCCAUUCCCGCCGUGCCCUCUGCCUCCUCCUUGGUCCUGACUUCUUCACUGACAUCGUCACCAUUGAAACAGCCGAUCAUGCCCGCCUGCAACUCCAGCUGGCCUACAAUUGGCACUUUGAGAUCCCUGCUCCUGCUGAAACAUCCCGCCUGUUUAGUGUCCUGGAUUUUGUAGGUGAUGCCUGCAAGACGUUGGCCUCGCGCAUCCGGGGGGCCGUGGCUGCUGUCACAUUUGAUGACUUCCAUAAGAACUCAAACCGUCUGAUUUGCGCUGCUGUGUUUGGGUUUGACGGGGAAGGGGCGCUGCGCACAUCCUUGCGCUUUGCCCCCAAUGGCCUCGUCAUCAGCAGCAUCGACAUCCAGAGCGUGGAGCCCGUGGACCAGAGGACGCGAGAUUCCCUCCAGCGCAGCGUGCAGCUGGCCAUCGAGAUCACCACCAACUCUCAGGAGGCGGCUGCCCGGCACGAGGCCGAGAGGCUGGAGCAAGAGGCCCGAGGACGUCUGGAGCGGCAGAAAAUCCUUGACCAGGCCGAGGCCGAACGGGCCCGGAAGGAGCUGCUGGAGCUGGAAGCUCUGAGCACGGCAGUCGAGAGCACUGGGGCAGCAAAGGCUGAGGCCCAGUCGAGAGCUGAAGCUGCCCGGAUUGAAGGCGAAGGAGCAGUCCUGCAAGCCAAACUGAAGGCCGAAGCAACUGCCAUUGAGACGGAAUCGGAGCUGCAGCGCCUUGCACAAGCCCGGGAGCAGGAGCUGCGCUUUGCCAAGUCUCAGGCGGACCUGGAUGUGGCCCGGGCCGAGGCUCUGGCUGCUGUGGAAGUGAAGAAAUUUGAGGCUGUGAUCAAGAGCCUGGGAGCCGACACCAUCCGUUCCAUUGCUGUGUCUGGGCCUGAAAUGCAGGCAAAACUGCUCCAGGGCCUGGGAAUCCAAUCCACGCUCAUCACAGAUGGGUCCUCCCCUAUCAACCUCUUUACAGCUGCAGGCGGACUGUUGGGGAUUCUGCCCAAGCCUUCCGAUGCCUGAUAGAUGCUGGAGGCGGAGCCCUUCCUGCUUAGCCUCCUUAAGUGCCUUGGAAAGGACAUGGGCCGGGCUCACACUUCCCCUUCCCCGCAUCUGGGCCUCCUCUGAACAUGUGCCUUGUUAAUCAGUGGUGGAAAAAUGUAUAAUAAACAUUGCACAUCUCUGUUGCA